Molecule: messenger RNA, 3505 nt
Organism: Podospora bellae-mahoneyi
Lineage: Eukaryota; Fungi; Ascomycota; Sordariomycetes; Sordariales; Podosporaceae
Gene: RSM22
Product: 37S ribosomal protein S22
Exons: 4
Coding region: 131-3505 (1124 amino acids)
Biological process (GO): translation
Cellular component (GO): mitochondrial small ribosomal subunit
Molecular function (GO): structural constituent of ribosome; methyltransferase activity
Source: RefSeq, a predicted model, not a curated record
CGAUGCUGCUGACUGCCUACCUUAUCCCAACAACUUCCACGCGCAAAUCAUACAACUUCAUCCCAGCCUAAACGAAGAGUUCUUUUUGACAUCAUACAGAGACUCUUGAUUGCUAUUUAUCACAACCAAAAUGCCUGAUCAAAUCACAUCCGCCGCCGACUGGCGCUCCACCGUCAGCAGCAAUGCCGUGGUUGUCGCUGAUUUCUACGCCGAUUGGUGCGGUCCGUGCAGGAUGAUAGCCCCCCAUUUCGAGUCUCUCGCGAACAAGUACGCCAAGCCCCGCAAGAUCGCGUUCGUCAAAGUCAAUGUCGACAACCAAGGCGAGGUCGCCCAGCAAUACGGCGUGCGCGCCAUGCCCACCUUCCUGAUCUUGCACAAUGGCUCCGUCAUCAAGACUAUUCAAGGCGCCAACCCACCUGCUCUUACGUCGGCUGUUGAGGCGGCGAUCAAGCUUGCUGGACCUGGGGCGGUAGGGGGGUCGUCGUUCAGCAGUGGUGGUCAGAGACUGGGUGGGACGCCGGUUGGAGGGCAGAGAGUCGGUUCGGGGCAGAGGGUUACGAGGCCGAUUUCGUGGGAUAUUAAUCAGUGGGUUAAUGCCGUGCUGAGCUUUUUGGGCUUGUAUUUUGUUUCGUUGCUUUCGCUUGACCCCUACAAGUCGGCAGAAGCGUCCCGGUUUAACAAGAAGAACCCGCCGCCGCCGGCCAAGCCGGCGACUGGGCCUGGUGGGAGGCCGGCUGGACGGGCUACGUUCAAGACAUUGAAUGAUUUGGGGACACAACGGACGACCAUGCUUUCGGCCGGCAAACUCCAGAACAGGUGUCCCGGAUGCCGGGCCCAGGUUCUGGGCUUCUACGAUGCUCUCUUGCAGCCGCGCAAUAUUGCAUCCCGCCCGUUUGUCCGCCCGCGCGCGACGCCAGUCACAGCAGCUUCGAGAGCUCUCAGUUCGAGAUCUCGACAACCAAACCCUGUCAGACCAUUCUCGACGACCAAACGGGUGUUCAAUGAGGUGCCGCCGACCGAAAAGGAUACCGAAUCGCAGUCAGCAGAGAAGGAGGCGCAAACAGUAGAAGGAUCAGGGGAAGCAACAGCAGAAGAGAUCGAACUUCUUGUGCGCCAGGCGAGGCAAACAUUUGGAAACACGUUACCCAAGGACUACUUCUCAGGAGAAGAGUAUAAGGUAUACGAAAGAUUAUAUGGACCGCCACUGCGCGAGACGGCACCGGAGGAUGUUGGCCUUCCGCUCAGGGACGAGCAUGGAGAGGUCAUUGACGAAACGACGCCCGAGCACGCCUUGUUCAGGGAAACGGAACAUGGAGACUACGAACAGGUCCAGUACAGGAUCAACCCAGCGGUACCUGGCGGUGCUGUAGAGGCUGCAGACACUUCAGAGCCUGGAUUCCCCGGGGAGCUGGCCGAGGAAGCUACCGAUCUCGAGGCACAAGCUGAGCAGAACCAGCCAGUACUCAGUGAUGCACAUAUCGACUACCUUAAUAUCACGGCCAACAACUCGCGCGAAUACCAUGCUCUGAUAAAGCUUCAACGAGAUUUUGAGGCAGCUGCCGCACUUCAGCCAAUGGAUGAGAUUCACGAAGAAAUCCGCGAGGACGAAGGCAUCACCGAGCAGGACUAUCCAAGGGAAGAGGAGGAGAUUGAGGAGGACGAUGAGUACGACCCCGGGACGGAAUUCGAGGUGGACGAGUCUCGCGACACCAGGGAGCAUCCGUUCACUUCGAUGGGCAAGUUCAAGACUUCACCGAGCACCAUCUACCUGCCAAAGGCCAGCUUUGUUGAGCCGAUUAGCACGCUCCUGAAGCGCACGGAUUCCACACACAUCAGGCAGUGCGGGGAGGAGAAUCUCGGUGGCCCUGGUUUCCCUCACGGUCCGGGAUCACCUCGGUCAAAGGUGAACGUUCCGCAAAAGGGGCUGGGAUUGCAGGCCGGCGUUGGCUGGAUGUCGGAGAUUGAGGCUGAUACGUUCCUCGCUACCAUUAUGCCUGCCGUAUACGCCACGGCUAUGAGCACUCUGGUGGAGGUCAGGAAAAGGCUGGGACCUGAGUGGCUGAGGGGCUUGCUCGCCCGAGAUGGCGGCCCCCGAGUGCUGGAUGUUGGCGCUGGUGGUGCCGCCCUGGCAGCCUGGCAGCAGGUGCUUCAAGCUGAAUGGGACAUCCUUCGUGAAAACGGCGAGGUUUCGGAUCGGUACCCCCCUGGAAAGAAGACAACAGUCGUCGGCAACGACCACCUUCGGCAUCGCGUGUCCCGCUUCUUGCACAAUACGACCUUCUUGCCCCGUCUGCCGGAUUAUCUGCAUGUAGCCAAUGAGCACGAUAUGGGUGUCGGUGACAAGCCGGCGCCGCGGAAGCAGUACGAUGUCAUCAUUGCGUCCCACCUGCUGAUGCCGCUGGACAAGGAGUACAAGCGGAAGGACAUGUUAGACAACCUCUGGAAGAUGCUCAAUCCGGAAGGUGGUGUGCUCAUUCUCCUGGAGAAGGGGCACCCGCGAGGCUUCGAGGCGGUAGCCGACGCUAGAGACCGCCUCUUGGAUAACUUUAUCCUCGCACCCCAUUCGGAGCCUCACGCUGACGAAGUCCGGACCUCGUCUCAGCACGUUCGUGAGCCCGGCAUGAUCAUCGCGCCUUGCACCAAUCACCAAAAGUGCCCCAUGUACCACCAGCCUGGUUUCAGUCCCGGCCGCAAGGAUUUCUGCCACUUCCAACAGCGCUACAUCCGGCCUCCCUUCCUGCAGCAGAUUCUUGGAGCCUCUCGGCGCAGCCAUGAAGAUAUCGCCUUCAGCUAUGUCGCGGUACGCAGGGGUGCUUACCCAGAAGGGCAUACGCCGUCGGCAGAUUUUGCUGCUGCUGCUGCUUCUGCUGCUGCUGAUGUAUCAUCCGAUGCCGGCCCGUUGACCACCAUCACCUCUGAUAACGCACCCGUCUACGUGCAGGGCAAGGAGGCUUCGGAUCUCGCUUUCAAGGGGUACGAGGCGGAAGAUAGCAAGAAGCCCCAUCCGCUCUCGCUACCCCGCAACAUCCUCCCACCGCUGAAGCGCCACGGCCAUGUUACACUCGAUGUCUGCACACCGCAGGCGACGAUUGAGCGGUGGGUGGUGUCCAAGUCGUUCUCCAAGCAGGCGUACCGGGACGCUCGCAAGGCUCAGUGGGGUGACCUGUGGGCUCUGGGCGCCAAGACGCGCACCCUUCGCAACGUUCGCCUUGGCAGGGCCGGGCAGGACGCGGUUGUGGUGAAGGAUGCUGGCGUGCGCUCCCGGCGGGCGCUGGAGGCGGCGGGUAGGAAGCGGGACAAGGUGGUGGAGAUCAAUGUGCACCCGCAGUUUGGUGUCACUGGUGCCUAUGAGAAGCAUCCCCGCGGCAAGACUCCUGAGCAGAGGAGAUCCAGGAACGGCAGGAAGGUCAGGAUUGAGAAUUUGAUGGAGGAGAUGGGUGCCAAUGAGCUUCCUGAUCCGGAUGACAUUGAAGAUGCCGAGUACCUGAAGAGCAAGGACCUCUAG